Molecule: messenger RNA, 2750 nt
Organism: Rattus rattus (black rat)
Lineage: Eukaryota; Metazoa; Chordata; Mammalia; Rodentia; Muridae
Gene: Klhl30
Product: kelch like family member 30
Exons: 8
Coding region: 165-1910 (581 amino acids)
Molecular function (GO): protein binding
Source: RefSeq, a predicted model, not a curated record
AGUCCAGCCCAGCGGCCUCCUUUGUGACCCACACUUCAGCCUAAGCCCUGCCCUUUGGUCCAUAGUCUCAGCAAAGGAGCCUUAAUAACAGGUCUUCAGGGGAGCCCCAGGAACUACUUCCGGUAAAGAGGGUGAGCUACAAGGGUCUCUGUGCGCUCUGCAUCAUGGUGAGGAAUGUAGACGACCUGGACUUCCAUCUGCCUUCACACGCCCAGGACAUGCUGGAAGGCCUGCAGCGUCUGCGCUCCCUGCCCAAGCUGGCGGAUGUCACGCUACUGGUUGGUGACCAGGAGCUGCCCUGCCACCGCAGCCUUCUGGCGCUGAAUAGCCCCUACUUCCACGCCAUGUUUGCCGGAGACUUUGCUGAGAGCUUUUCCGCACGUGUGGAGCUGAGAGACGUAGAGCCGGCUGCAGUGGGGCAGCUCGUGGACUUCGUGUACACGGGCCGGUUGACCAUCACUCAGAGCAACGUGGAGGCGCUCACCCGCUCCGCCUCACGCCUGCACUUCCCCACCGUACAGAAGGUCUGCGGCCGGUACCUCCAGCAGCAGUUGGAUGCUACCAACUGCUUAGGCAUCUGCGAGUUUGGGGAACAGCAAGGGCUGUUGGGUGUGGCUGCCAAAGCCUGGGCCUUCCUGCGGGAGAACUUUGAGGCAGUGGCCCAAGAGGAUGAGUUCUUGCAGCUGCCUAGAGACCGCCUGGCCACCUGCCUGGCCAGCGACCUCCUGCAGGUACAACCGGAACAGAGUCGGCUCGAGGCCCUGCUGCGCUGGGUGCGCCAUGACCCCCAGGACCGGGCCGCCUACCUGCCCGAGCUCCUCAGCCUGGUGCACCUGGAUGCCCUGCCUAGGCCCUGCGUGCAACAGUUGCUGGCCACAGAGCCACUGAUCCAGGAGUCAGAGGCGUGUCAGGAGGCCUUGUCCCAGGGCCACAGUGCGGAGCCUCCUGGCCUCCCACAGAAGAUGCAGGAGGUGCUGGUGGUUGUAGGAGGACGGGCGCUGGAGGAGGAUGAGGAGGGUGGUGAGGAACCCAGCCCCCACACCGGGAACUUUGCUUUCUACAACACUAAGGCCAGGCAGUGGAUGGCACUCCCAGACUUCCCUGAUUACCACAAGUGGGGCUUCUCCCUGGCAACCCUCAACAGCGAUGUCUACGUCACAGGUGGCUCACGGGGCACCAAAACAGAUACCUGGUCGACCACCCAAGCCUGGUGCUUCCCGCUGAAGGAAGCUGUCUGGAAGCCUGUGGCACCCAUGCUGAAGGCCCGCACGAACCAUGCCAGCACAGCACUGAAUGGAGAGAUCUAUGCCAUCGGUGGCACCACCCUGGACGCAGUAGAAGUAGAGCGUUACGAUCCCUAUACCGACAGUUGGGCUCCUGUCCGUCCGGCCCUCAAGUAUGUCAGCAACUUCUCGGCUGCCAGCUGCCAGGGCCGCCUCUACCUGGUGGGCUCCAGUGCCUGCAAGUACAACAUGCUGGCUCUCCAGUGCUACAGCCCUGUGACAGAUGUCUGGAGUGUCAUUGCGUCACCUUUCCUGCCCAAGUACCUGUCCUCUCCACGCUGUGCUGCUCUCAAUGGAGCCCUGUAUCUCAUCGGUGACAACACUAAGAAGGUCUACGUGUAUGACCCGGGGGCCAACCUCUGGCAGAAGGUGCAGUCUCAGCACAGCCUACACGAGAACGGCGCAUUAGUGCCUCUGGGCGACCUGCUGUAUGUGACAGGUGGCCGCUGGCAAGGCAUGGAUGGAGACUACCACGUGGAGAUGGAGGCCUAUGACACCGUGAGAGACGCCUGGGCCCGCCACGGCUCCCUUCCCCGUCUCUGGCUCUACCAUGGGGCAUCUACCAUCUUUCUGGACAUCUCCAAGUGGACGCAGCCCUUCAGCCCCACUGCCCCUCAGGAGCACUAGGGAGCACUCUGUUCCUCGUUGUCCUGCAAAAUGUCCACCCCUAUGCUUGUCCUCUGACUACUGUGAAUUGCUGCCCCCUCCAGGGCACGAGCUGGGCUCAGUAUCAGAUGGCACAGCUCUGGAGGCUACCAACUUUGCCACCAGUUGUAAGAGUGAGACUCUGAUACUCAACUCACAGUGGGGGAGAGAGCGUUCUGCUGUCCCUGAAGACUUCAGAGAAAGCUGAGGGGUCCUGGACUACACCCUCAGAGAAAAAAGACCCCUUGGUGGCAGCUCUUCUUGCUCUAUCCAGCUGUGGUUUGCAGGGAAGCUGUGCAAAUGAGGAGCAAAUGAGGAUGUUCCAAAAAUGGAACAUCCAGAACCCUGAGCCAGGGCCUCGAGCUUGGAUACCCACCCUAGAGCAUGCCGCGACCUGCUCUUUGACCAUGCCCACAGCUUCCUCUCCUCUUUCCUCAGAUUCCACAUUCACCCCACAUGGGGUGGUUGGAUGAAAGCCAGGCUCUCCCCAUCUCUAGCCUCUGUGUGUUGACACUGUGUUUACAUAGCUGCUUCUGGGAUGAAGGUGGUCCUGCCGGACCACGGGUACCUCUGACACCAGGAAAGCAGCUCCUGAAGAGACACUAGGAAGGCAGGGGAUGCUGUACAGGACAGGAGAGUGGUUCUCAGCCUUCCUAGUGCUGCAAUCCUUGAAUACAGUCCCUCACGCUGUGGUGACCUCUGACCAUAAAAUUGUCUUCAUUGUUACUUCAUAACAAUAAUUUUGCUACUGUUGCGACUGUAAAUAUCUGAUAUGCAGAAUAUCUGAUAAACAAGUAUAUAUCUGAUAUGCGGGGUAUUUCA